CUCACGUUCAUAUACAGUGUUAAGCCACUCAAAACAUCUCUUCAUCAUAAAUGCUUCUGCAAUUUUUUUGUAUAUUAGAUCAAAGAAGACAUUUGCUUUAUUCCCUAUUCUACUAGAUCGAUCCCAAUACAUGCUAUUACGCUAAAACUGCACAACACCCAAUUGCUCACGGCUCAAUAAAUUUCCAUUCCUUCCUCUAUUUCUCAUAUUGAAACCUGAAGCACAAUUAAGGUCCAAUCACUUGCCAUUGAUAUCGCAACUUUGGAGGGAGUUUCUACUGCAAUUGGUUCAAGGGGAGUAGGAUUCAUGCCUCAAUCAAAAAAACUCUAUGGUAUAAGUUUCAAUCUGAAAUUCGCGAAGGCAAAGUUUAUUCAUUUGAAAACAUGGGUGUUGCUGCUAAUGGGGGGAGCUAUAAGACCACCCAUCAUCCAUAUAAGCUGAACUUCCAAUUUGGAACAAAAUGUUUGCCAUUGUGUGGUGCAUUAGUGAGUGGUUCUGAUUUUAAGUUUGUUCCAAUUUCUGACAUAGUAGGUGGUUCUUAUGAUUGUGACUACUUGGUUGAUGUUAUUGGAAUGUUGACGGGUGUUGGCACAGAGAGAGAAUAUGAACGCAAUGGCAGUGCUACCAAACUCAAUGUCAUUGCCAUGGAAGCUGAUGGAUACAAGCUUCAGUGCACUUUGUUUGGGACUUAUGUAGAUGAGUUGAACACGUUUUUGGCAACUGGUGAAACUGCUAAUGUUGUAGUGUCUAUUCAACUAGCUAAGGUGAAGGUUUUUCAAGAAGAAGGGAAAAUCGAAUCUGUACAGAGGAAGGAGAAGAGGACAGAAUCGAAAAAACGCAAGCAAUCGAAGCCAGCAACAGAAACGCAAGCACACGAAGCUGAAGCAACAGCAAUCGAAGCCGAAGCAACAGCAAUCGAAGCCGAAGCAACUGCAACGAAGCGCACACGCGAAGAACACGAAGCAACAACGCCAAGCCAAGAGCCGCUGCAAUCGUGA
This is a messenger RNA of Medicago truncatula (barrel medic), 998 nucleotides long. RefSeq lists its product as uncharacterized. The transcript has 5 exons. Lineage: Eukaryota; Viridiplantae; Streptophyta; Magnoliopsida; Fabales; Fabaceae. Bases 384 to 998 code for a protein of 204 amino acids. The record is from RefSeq and is a predicted model, not a curated record.